This is a messenger RNA of Vigna angularis (adzuki bean), 3803 nucleotides long. RefSeq names its product calcium-transporting ATPase, endoplasmic reticulum-type. NCBI's taxonomy places the organism in Eukaryota, Viridiplantae, Streptophyta, Magnoliopsida, Fabales, Fabaceae. Gene Ontology annotation, biological process: intracellular calcium ion homeostasis; calcium ion transmembrane transport. Bases 436 to 3606 code for a protein of 1056 amino acids. The transcript has 8 exons. The record is from RefSeq and is a predicted model, not a curated record. Gene Ontology annotation, molecular function: ATP binding; ATP hydrolysis activity; P-type calcium transporter activity. Gene Ontology annotation, cellular component: membrane.
UUAGAAAAUUCUAAAGUAACUGACUGGACUUGAACACUGGUUAUAAAUUAUAUUGGAAAGAAGAAGAAUUUUUUAGGCAUCAGAUUCUAAAAUUCUCUUUCAGAGAUGGGAGUUUCCUAACCCACAACACCACAUAACAAGACAAUUUAUCCAAAGGUGUGUUCAAAGACAAGACUAAUUGACCAGUUACCAGUCCUCAGUCGUCUUAACAACUUCUGUUUCUUGGACGACAGGAUUUUCAUCCCCCAGUACCUUUGGAAAAUUCCAGGCCUUAGCUUUGCUUGGUUUCCAAGCUAAGACAAUUCAACGUUUGUCUGCUUCUUAUAGUGGUACAAAAUUUACUUUUUUUAUCUGUUACUUAACCAAACAUCUUGCUUCACCAUGCACUUUAUGCUCUGUGUGUGAGAGAGAUAAGUGGUGAAUUUGGACAAGCUCAUGAAGGUUCCAAUGGAGGAAAAACCAUUCCCUGCAUGGUCAUGGUCUGUUGAACAGUGUUUGAAAGAGUAUGGAGUGAAACUGGACAAAGGUCUGAGUACUCAUGAGGUUCAGAAGCGGCGCGAGAAGUAUGGUUGGAAUGAGUUAGCAAAGGAGAAAGGGAAGCCGUUGUGGGAACUAGUGUUGGAACAAUUUGAUGACAUGCUGGUUAAGAUACUUUUGGCUGCAGCCUUCUUAUCAUUUCUUUUGGCUUAUUUUCACGGAAGUGACUCUGGGAAGUCUGGAUUUGAUGCAUAUGUGGAGCCACUUGUGAUCAUUUUGAUUUUGGUCCUUAAUGCCAUUGUUGGAGUUUGGCAAGAGAACAAUGCUGAGAAGGCUCUUGAAGCCCUCAAAGAGUUGCAGAGCGAGUCUGGGAAAGUGUUAAGGGAUGGCUAUUUUGUGCCUGAUUUGCCUGCUAGAGAGCUUAUUCCUGGUGAUAUUGUGGAGUUGCAUGUUGGAGAUAAGGUCCCCGCUGAUAUGAGAGUUGCGGCUUUGAAAACCUCAACAUUGAGGGUUGAACAAAGUUCUUUAACUGGAGAAGCAAUGCCAGUUCUCAAGGGGACAAGUCCCGUUUUCUUGGAAGACUGUGAGUUGCAGGCUAAAGAAAACAUGGUAUUUGCAGGCACCACUGUUGUCAAUGGGAGUUGUGUGUGUAUCGUUAUCACCACAGGAAUGGACACUGAAAUUGGAAAGAUACAGAAGCAGAUACACGAGGCUUCUCAAGAGGACAGUGACACCCCUUUGAAGAAGAAGCUGGAUGAGUUUGGUAACAGGCUUACCACUGCGAUUGGUCUAGUUUGUCUCAUUGUUUGGGCUAUCAACUACAAGAAUUUCAUUUCUUGGGAUGUUGUGGAUGGAUGGCCCUCAAACGUAAAAUUUUCAUUCCAAAAGUGUACCUACUAUUUCAAAAUUGCCGUUGCCCUUGCAGUGGCUGCAAUCCCUGAAGGCCUUCCUGCUGUUAUCACAACUUGUUUAGCACUCGGUACACGGAAAAUGGCUCAAAAGAAUGCAAUUGUGAGAAAGCUUCCAAGUGUGGAAACUUUGGGAUGUACUACUGUGAUAUGCUCAGACAAAACUGGCACUUUGACAACAAAUCAGAUGGCUGUGACACAGUUCUUUACUUUGGGAGGGAAAACCACUGCUUCUCGACUCAUUAGUGUUGAAGGCACAACUUAUGAUCCCAAAGAUGGGGGAAUUGUUGAUUGGGGAUGCUACAACAUGGAUGCUAAUUUGCAAGUCAUGGCUGAAAUAUGUGCUGUUUGUAAUGAUGCUGGGAUUUACUUUGAUGGUCGCCUUUUUAGAGCCACAGGUUUGCCUACCGAAGCUGCUCUCAAAGUGUUGGUUGAAAAGAUGGGAGUUCCAGAUGUGAAGUCAAGGAGCAAAACUUGUGAUAAUGCACAACUUGCUGCAAGCAACUUGAUGGAUGUCAACACUGUGGUGAAGUUAGGAUGUUGUGAGUGGUGGAAUAAAAGAUCCAAAAGGGUAGCUACAUUGGAGUUUGAUCGCAUUCGGAAGUCAAUGAGUGUUAUUGUUCGUGAACCAAAUGGUCAAAAUCGGCUUCUUGUCAAGGGUGCUGUUGAGAGUUUACUGGAGCGUAGUUCACACGUCCAACUUGCUGAUGGAUCUCUGGUUCCAAUAGAUAACCAAUGUAGAGAACUACUUCUUCAAAGACUCCAGGAGAUGAGUUCGAAGGGAUUGCGUUGCUUGGGUUUUUCAUACAAAGAUGAAUUGGGAGAAUUUUCAGACUAUUAUGCUGAUACUCAUCCUGCUCACAAGAAGUUGCUUGAUCCAACUUACUAUUCAUCCAUUGAAAGUGAUCUAAUUUUUGUUGGCAUUGUUGGCUUAAGAGAUCCUCCUCGUGAGGAAGUUCACAAAGCAAUCGAGGAUUGUAAGGAAGCUGGCAUUAGAGUUAUGGUAAUAACUGGAGAUAAUAAGUCAACAGCAGAGGCUAUUUGUAGAGAAAUCAGAUUGUUCUCUGAAGAUGAGGAUCUCAAAGGGCAAAGUUUGACCGGUAAGGAAUUCAUCACUCUUCCUCGUUCAGAACAAGUUAAAAUAUUGUUGAGACCUGGAGGAAAGGUUUUCUCCCGAGCUGAACCUAGACACAAGCAAGAAAUUGUUAGACUACUGAAGGAAAUGGGGGAGAUCGUUGCAAUGACUGGAGAUGGUGUGAAUGAUGCACCUGCACUUAAGCUAGCCGACAUAGGGAUUGCCAUGGGCAUAGCUGGGACAGAGGUUGCAAAAGAAGCAUCAGAUAUGGUGCUUGCAGAUGACAAUUUUAGUACCAUAGUUUCAGCUGUAGCUGAGGGUCGUUCUAUUUAUAAUAACAUGAAGUCAUUUAUAAGGUACAUGAUAUCAUCCAAUGUUGGGGAAGUAAUAUCCAUAUUCUUGACAGCUGCAUUGGGGAUCCCAGAAUGCAUGAUACCAGUGCAACUUCUAUGGGUGAAUUUGGUUACUGAUGGUCCACCUGCAACAGCUCUUGGUUUUAACCCUGCUGAUGUUGAUAUCAUGCAGAAGCCACCUCGCAGAAGUGAUGAUGCAUUAAUAAGUUCUUGGGUUCUUUUCCGUUAUCUGGUAAUUGGUUCCUAUGUGGGACUAGCAACAGUUGGCAUUUUUGUUUUGUGGUACACUCAAGCAUCUUUUCUUGGAAUCAAUCUUGUGAGUGAUGGUCACACAAUUAUAGAAUUCUCCCAACUUCGAAACUGGGGGGAGUGUCCCUCAUGGUCUAAUUUCACUGUUGCUCCAUUUAAUGUUGGAGGAGGUCGCUUGAUCACCUUUUCAAAUCCUUGUGACUAUUUCUCAGUUGGCAAAGUAAAGGCCAUGACUCUCUCUCUCUCAGUCUUGGUGGCAAUUGAGAUGUUUAACUCUUUGAAUGCCCUCUCAGAAGAUAAUAGCUUGAGGAAACUACCACCUUGGAGGAACCCUUGGCUUUUGGUAGCCAUGUCAAUAUCAUUUGGACUCCAUUGCCUCAUACUCUACACCCCAUUCCUUGCAGAAGUGUUUGGAGUUAUUCCUCUUACUUUUAAUGAGUGGUUUAUGGUCCUUUUAAUAUCAGCACCUGUUAUUCUUAUUGAUGAGAUUCUGAAGUUAGUAGCGAGGAGUCAAAGGAGGUUGACAAAAGAGAAAAAGGCAUGAAGUCUUGGGUACAUGACCACUAUAGAAAGCAAUAAGACCAGAUGAAGAUUGGAUGAUAAAUGACGUGUCAAUCCAAAUUCUUUGAUACAUUUAUUUUUCUGACUUUAGGGAAAUUACAGUUUCAUUAGUUUCUGGUACGAAAUUUGUCACUAUUUAUGAUCAUUGCAGUAAAUAUAUUGUAUAAACAUUUUGUUCAA